GGAAGAAAAUGUAGACGACGGAGAGAAAAUUGAAGAUGUGGACGAGGAGAGCGUGAAGUCCAGAGGGGAAGAAAUGCCAUGAUCAAAGAGAUUGACUCAAGUGUUAUGGCUGUCCUCCCCCUGAGGCGUCUUGUCCUGUAGAGGAGCUGCGCGUUUCUGAUCCACAAAGACCCGUGUCGUACCGUCAGCCCGAGGGAGGAUGGAGGAGCUGUCAGGGAAGGAGAAGGAGCUGAUACGAGGCAGCUGGGAGAGCCUGGGCAAGAACAAAGUUCCUCACGGUCUCGUCAUGUUCUCCAGAUUGUUUGAACUGGACCCCGCGCUCGUCAGUCUUUUCCACUACAGUCCAAACUGUGGCUCCACUCAGGACUGCCUGUCCAGCCCUGAGUUUCUGGAACAUGUCACCAAGGUAAUGCUGGUGAUCGACGCGGCGGUCAGCCACCUGGACGACCUUCACUCUUUGGAGGACUUUCUGUUCAACCUUGGCAAGAAGCACCAGGCGGUCGGAGUCAACACGCAGUCAUUCGCAGUGGUGGGUGAGUCCCUCCUCUACAUGCUACAGUGCAGCCUGGGACAGGCCUAUACUGGGCCGCUGCGUCAGGCCUGGCUCAACAUGUACAGCAUCGUGGUGGCCGCCAUGAGCCGAGGGUGGAGCCAGAAUGGCGAGGACAAGGCCGACUGAGGCGCUCAGCGGGGGCCGCUGAGCAAUUGCUCUGAAAUCGCUCGGCUUGGUUGCCAAGGAAUGAGGUUGUGUAACUUGGCCGCCGUGCAUUUACUCUGAGAGCGGGGGUCAUGUUUGUUACAGAAUGUACAGAGAGCGCACCUGGAGCAGAGUUGAUUUUCUUUGCUGUGGAUGUUCAGCAGACACAGGUGACGGUGCGAAGGGUCAGUGCGUCUGAGCUCCAGACACUGAGAAACAGGACAACAGCGUAGUCUUCGUGUUUUCAGUGGCUUUGAUAUAUUUACUCAAACGUGAACACCAGUGACUGUAGUGAACUUUGUGCCGUAUCUAAAAGAGUUCCAAACAGUAGAUGUUACACUGUAUUUAAGCAUCAGACACUACUUCAACUGUGACGAUUGCUGUGUCCAGCCGGCAGCUGUUUAUCAACCUGGAACACAGUGAUAUUUAAAUGUAAAUGUUUGAAUUUAGGACAAAAACAAUGAAGAGAAAAACACAGUGAUUACAAUCAUUACUGUGUUUUUUAAAUGUUGUUUAUUAUUGCACUUUGUUACACCUCUGUGUUAACCUACAUUGAACUAGUUCGUAAUAUUUUAACAUGACAAGAACUGUUAUAAAACAAUAGCUUUUCUUCUGUCCAUAACGACUGUUAAGACAUAGAUGUACACCUAUUUCUGAUGGUGUAUGAUGCUCUCUCUCUCUCUCUCUCUCUCCCGCACUCCCUCUCCUGCAGAGGUUG
Molecule: messenger RNA, 1415 nt
Organism: Cynoglossus semilaevis (tongue sole)
Lineage: Eukaryota; Metazoa; Chordata; Actinopteri; Pleuronectiformes; Cynoglossidae
Gene: ngb
Product: neuroglobin
Exons: 5
Coding region: 200-679 (159 amino acids)
Molecular function (GO): oxygen binding; heme binding
Source: RefSeq, a predicted model, not a curated record